Ctenocephalides felis (cat flea) is the source of this 1820-nucleotide messenger RNA. RefSeq names its product diacylglycerol O-acyltransferase 1 (gene mdy). Gene Ontology annotation, molecular function: diacylglycerol O-acyltransferase activity. NCBI's taxonomy places the organism in Eukaryota, Metazoa, Arthropoda, Insecta, Siphonaptera, Pulicidae. The coding region runs from base 267 to 1751 and encodes 494 amino acids. The record is from RefSeq and is a predicted model, not a curated record. The transcript has 12 exons. Gene Ontology annotation, biological process: triglyceride biosynthetic process. Gene Ontology annotation, cellular component: endoplasmic reticulum membrane.
GUACGAUCUGUCACUUUCGUCAGACAUAACCUCAAUUUCGUGGAACGCACACACAUUUUUAAAACAGAUUUUUGUACAAGUAUUAUAGAUUUAAAACGUUAUCAUCGCAAGUCGUUAAUACGGAUAAAGAUUAUUAAUAUUAGUGUUGUGUAAUAUGAUUUAGAUAAAUAAUUGUAGUUGAAUUUGGGAAUUUAGAGGUGUUGGGAGAAUCGUCCAUGGAUUUUUAGAGAUUUUUUUUUAUAAUCAAGUGAUAGUAUUAUCAAAAGAUGACUUCUUCCGAAAGUGUUAGUUCAGAGGAAAAUGUGGUCCGAUAUCGAAGGGCUCAAAGUACAACCAGGGCCGAAGAGAUAACAAAAAACGAACAGAAAGUCAGAUGGGCCCAGCCUGAUAAACCAUGUCAUCGACCAAGGGAUUCCCUGUUUUCCUGGACAUCAGGAUUUCGAAAUUUUCAAGGGCUCGUAAAUUGGGGUUUUUUGCUACUUAGUAUAGGAGGUUUGAGACUGGCCUUAGAAAAUGUUAUCAAAUAUGGUAUUCGAAUCGAUCCCAUACAAUGGUUUAAUGUUUUAACAGGACGAAAUGAAGGAGGUGCAGAUCAUCCAUCUAUUGUUUUAGUUUUAUAUUCUGUCGUUCCAGUUGUGAUAUGUUUGCUUUGUGAAAAAGCUCUGUCAGUUGAAAUUAUAAAUAAUGGCACAGGAAUGUUCAUACACGUCAGUAACAUAUUUGCUUUGGUCGUUCUUCCUGUGAUUGUUUUGAGCAUUAAAGGAAACUCUUUCAGUUUAUUCGGAGGAACCACAGUUUGUUUCGUGUACGCAAUACUGUUUCUCAAACUGUGGAGCUACGUGCACGUAAAUUUGUGGUGCAGAAAAAACUUGAAGAGGCCUCGACAGGAAAAAAAUAGACAGAGAAGGCAGAGUUUGUCUGUUAGUUUCAAUGAAGGUGAGAAAAACGGUUCAGCCAAGUCGUUGGAAAAAGAUCCCAAGGGUAUUGUGAAAUAUCCUGAUAACCUGAGCCUGAAGGACUUGUAUUAUUUCCUGGUUGCACCAACUUUGUGCUACGAGUUGAACUUUCCCAGAACAUCUAGGAUUCGUAAACGUUUUUUGCUAAAACGUCUACUCGAAGUCGUCGUCGGAAUUCACGUAGUAAUGUCUUUGUUUCAACAAUGGAUGAUACCUUCUGUCAAAAAUUCCCUGACACCUUUUUCCACAAUGGAUAUUACGAAAAUUACAGAACGUUUGUUAAAAUUGGCUAUUCCAAAUCACCUAAUGUGGCUGUGCUUUUUCUACUUGACAUUCCACUCGUUUUUAAAUUUAAUUGGCGAACUUUUGCAUUUUGCUGAUAGGAAUUUCUAUGCUGAUUGGUGGAAUGCUAAUAAUAUUGAUACGUUUUGGAGGACUUGGAAUAUGCCUGUUCAUAAAUGGUGUGUAAGACAUUUAUACAUUCCAAUAGUCGAGUUUGGUUGUGGAAAGUUCACGGCAGGCAUUGUUGUCUUUUUGAUAAGUGCAUUGUUACACGAGUACUUGGUGAGCGUACCCCUAAAAACCUUCCAAAUUUGGGCAUUCACCGGAAUGAUGGCACAAAUUCCUUUAUCAUUCAUAUCUCGAUUUAUGGAAAUAAACGUCGGGCCAAGAUGGGGAAACAUCGUGGUAUGGUCCUCCAUAAUCCUGGGCCAACCUUUGGCCAUAAUGAUGUACUACCACGACUAUAUGAUAACUCAUUACGGCGACACAUUGGUCAACGGAACGAGUCAUUGAUAGGAAAAAAUAAAGAAAAUCCAUUUGCAUUCCAUUAAAAUUAUUUUUGUAUAUAUUAAAUUAUAAAGC